CUCUUUGAUCCGUUUUGCAAGUCUUAAGACAAUUUAAUUAACUUUGUUUACUGACUUCUCGUGACAAAAUCUGCGUGAAUAAAACUGAGUGAUGACAUCACUUCUUCGCAUCACGGCCGGAAAUUCCCGAUUACAGAAGGUCUUACUUGUGACCACAAACCAGUCUUGGCCGGGGCAAAAGGUAUAAAAGCAGACUUGUUGGGCAGAUAGAACUAAUUUAUCUCCAAGUGUGCAAGAUUCUGCAGCUUAAAGUAUCAAACGAGUCAUUUUAGACACUGGGAUUUGCUGUGAAAGCCAUCAGAUGACUUAAGUGGACAAAACCACAAGGACCACCAAGUGGCCGAUCUUGUUUUUCAACGCUAUUUCUUUGAUUUACUGUGAAAGCCAUCAGAUGACUUUAGUGGACAAAACCACAAGAACCACCAAGUGGCUGAUCUUGUUUUUCAACGUUAUUUUCUUUGUAUUCGGUUGGGUCUUGGUGGGUGUUGGAGCGUGGAGUCUUUAUGAAUUCGCCGCAUAUGAAGCUAUUUCUUCAUCCGUGCCUUAUGCGGUGUCAUCCAAGCUUAUCAUUGCAGCUGGCGUCUUCAAUGUGUUGGCCUCGUAUUUUGGCUUCUGGGUGACCUCAAAGGAUAACAGGCGUCUACUUGUUCUCUUCUUUCUUGUUCUUUUUGUGAUUUUUGGAUUGGAGAUGUUCGCAGCAACUUCGGGAUAUCACCAUCGUGAAAAGGUCAGGCACACACUUUACAACGAUAUGCUUUAUACCAUCCAGGAACUGUACGUAAUCAAAACAGCGCCUUCCAGUGCUUUCAAUGCACUUCAAGAGAACGAGAUGUGUUGUGGAUGUUACAACUACACGGAUUGGCGAGACUCGUUGUUCGCAAAAGGAAACAUGUCGAUUGUUCCCGAUAGUUGCUGUAAAGAACUACACCGUCACUGUGGAGAGAAUUUUGACGUAAAUAAUAUUUACACCCAGGGUUGUUAUUGGGUUUUCCUGUACGGGAUUAUCAGACACAAACUUUACUAUGUGGCAGCUAUUGCUGUUGCUGCAGUUGUCUUUAAGGUACUGGGUAUGCUGUGUGUUUUAUUGUUGAUCUUAAGACUGGAGCAAACAGUGGAAAAAGCACCACUGAUUGGCUGGGUCCGUAUCUGACAACUGACGGAUACAUGAGAGGCAAUAUUUACUUCUGAAAAACGUUUUCGACGGCAUGCGCCAUAGCUGCUUAUGUUAGGCUAACAUUCGUUUAAGUCCUACGUAAGUGAAAAUCUUUCCUUCCCGAGGGGAAGUUAAGGAGUUGGGGCGGGGGAUGGGGGACUCCCAUAUGAAAAGGUAGGGGCUGCUCGUCGUCUCGCAAGGAUUUUGGUCUCACUUGGGGUGUUCAGGACUCGUGUUAACUCGAAGAGCUAACAGUUGAAAAUAACUCUCAUUUCCGAUUUCAGGCUCGAUUUCCGCCGGCCUCUCGAGUCCCGUCUGCUAGCGCGGGUUCUUUUUCUGAACAGCAGCUGGUAAUCAAGCCUAUUCCGUAAAAGGUGGUUUCUUUCAGGGGUCAAAAAAAAAAAGUUCGAGCCACACCCAGAUCGGUCCCCUCUAGGGGGUUAAUUUAAAUUUUCCGACGAGCAGUCCACGACCGAUGCUUAAGGUGGCGAUACACUCCUGUAACAUCUGAUUUUAUAAUACUAAUUUUUCCCGAGAAGUCUGUAGAAUUCUUCGAAGAGAAUUUGCCGUAAAUUGCCGUUUACUUGCGCUUUUGUGACGGAUUUACUUCAAAUUCUGCAUUUCUAUAAUAAAAUACAUGAAAACUAGA
Orbicella faveolata is the source of this 1802-nucleotide messenger RNA. RefSeq names its product CD151 antigen-like. Lineage: Eukaryota; Metazoa; Cnidaria; Anthozoa; Scleractinia; Merulinidae. The record is from RefSeq and is a predicted model, not a curated record. Gene Ontology annotation, cellular component: plasma membrane.